AUGUGGCCCGGCCAGGCCAUGACCCUCAAGGUCAAGAAGGUCAUUCACCACGAGAAGUCUCAGUACCAGGAUGUCCUCAUCUUCGAGUCCACCGACUACGGCAUGGUCCUGGUCCUGGACAACGUCAUCCAGGCCACCGAGCGUGAUGAGUUCUCCUACCAGGAGAUGAUUACCCACCUGGCCAUGAACUCCCACCCCAACCCCAAGAAGGUCCUCGUCAUCGGCGGUGGCGAUGGCGGCGUCCUCCGCGAGGUCGUCAAGCACGAGUGCGUCGAGGAGGCAAUCCUCUGCGACAUUGAUGAGGCCGUCAUCCGUCUCUCCAAGCAGUACCUCCCCAACAUGGCCGUCGGCUUCGACCACCCCAAGUCCAAGACCCACGUCGGCGACGGCUUCAAGUUCCUCGAGGAGUACAAGAACACCUUUGAUGUUAUUAUUACCGACUCCUCCGACCCCGAGGGCCCCGCCGAGUCCCUCUUCCAGAAGCCCUACUUCCAGCUCCUCCACGACGCCCUGAGGGAGGGCGGUGUCAUCACUACCCAAGGUUCCGAGAACCAGUGGCUCCACAUGCCCCUCAUCUCCAAGCUCAAGAAGGACUGCAAGGAGAUCUUCCCCGUCGCCGAGUACGCCUAUACCACCAUCCCCACCUACCCCAGCGGCCAGAUCGGCUUCAUGGUCUGCACCAAGGACGCCGGCCGCAACGUCAAGGAGCCCCUCCGCAAGUGGUCCGCCGAGGAGGAGGAGAAGCUGUGCAAGUACUACAACGCCGACAUCCACAAGGCCGCGUUCGUCCUGCCCAACUUUGCCAAGAAGGCUCUGGAGUAA
Molecule: messenger RNA, 822 nt
Organism: Colletotrichum acutatum
Lineage: Eukaryota; Fungi; Ascomycota; Sordariomycetes; Glomerellales; Glomerellaceae
Product: spermidine synthase
Exons: 3
Coding region: 1-822 (273 amino acids)
Biological process (GO): polyamine metabolic process
Molecular function (GO): catalytic activity
Source: RefSeq, a predicted model, not a curated record